UACACCCAUCGGUAUGGACCUCCUCCAGAUCCUACAGAAGACCCUCUCGCCGGACAAAAACGAAUUGGUUUGUGCCCAACAGUUCCUGGAGGAAGCAGCGAAGAGCAACCCUCUCGAAUUCAUCAAAUCGCUGACAGAUGUGCUCACAAAUCCAACCAACCCCGGACCUUGUCGUGUUGCGGCUGGUCUUCAAAUAAAGAAUCAGCUCACAUCGAAGGACCCCGAUACCAAGAGACUCUACCAACAGAGAUGGCUCUCCUUCCCCGCUGAGCAGAGAAACGUCAUCAAGCAAAACUGUUUGUCAUGUUUCGGGACCGAGACCGAAAGGCCGUCCGCGGCCGCGCAAGUGGUUGCCUACGUCGCCAUCGCCGAACUCCCUCACGACCAAUGGCCGGAGCUGAUGAGGAUUUUGGUGUCGAACGUGGCGAACACGAACUCGACGGAAAUGAUCAAGGUGGUCACACUCGAAACAAUCGGUUAUAUCUGCCUGGAAAUCGAGCCCAUUGAGGUGUUGGCGGCGCGUUCCAACGAAAUCCUCACCGUGAUCGUUCACUGCAUGCGGAGAGACGAAACGUCCGAUCGUGUGAAGCUCGCCGCUACGAACGCACUCCAAAACUCCUUAGAAUUCAGCAAGAGCAACUUCAACAAUGACAACGAGAGACACUACAUCAUGCAGGUCAUCUGCGAAACGACUCAGUCCACAAACGUUCAGGUCCGGGUCGCGGCCCUCCAAUGCCUGGUGAAGAUCAUGUCCCUCUACUACGAAUUCAUGGAGCACUACAUGGCUCCCGCGUUGUUCGCCAUCUCGAUGGAAGCAAUCAAAAGCGACGUGGAUGAAAUCGCGCUGCAAGGUAUCGAGUUCUGGUCAAAUGUCUGCGAGGAAGAGAUCGACCUCUCGAUCGAGCUGAGCGAGGCUGCCGAAGAAGGUCAUCCACCGGCUCGUCUGUCGAUGUAUUACGCCAAGGGCGCCGUGCAGUACCUCAUGCCGCUGCUGACGCAGUGUCUCAUGAAGCAAGAGGAACACGACGACGAAGACGAGUGGAACGUGAACAAGGCAGCAGGGGUUUGUUUGAUGCUCCUCGCGACGUGCUGCGAGGACACCAUCAUUCCACACGCGCUCCCCUUCAUUCAGGAAAAUAUCAAACACACCGACUGGAGACGUAGGGAUGCCGCCGUCAUGCUGUUCGGCAGCAUUCUCGAGGGCGCAGACACCAAGUCGACCAAGUCGUUGGCCGAAACGGCAAUCGGAGCUCUCAUCUCGAUGUUGAGCGACUCGUCGGUCGUUGUCCGAGACACGACAGCGUGGACGAUCGGACGAGUUUGUGAGAACGCGUCCGCGGCCGCGCUCAACCCUCAGUACUUACCGACGUUGCUUCAAGAGCUCAUGAAGGCGCUCACGAUGGAGCCGCGCGUUGCGACCAACGUAUGUUGGGCGCUCAGCUCGUUGGGUCAAGCCGCCUACGAGGAAGCGCAACUGGGCGAUACGAGUAAAACUCCGGACACAUACGCCCUCACGCCGUACUUCGAAAGCAUCAUCACGAAGCUUUUGGAAGCUACUGAACGUCACGAUGGCAUGCAGUCGAAUCUCCGAGGUGCCGCCUACGAAGCACUCAUGGAAUUGAUGAAGAACUCGCCGACGGACUGUUACGCCUGGGUUCAACAGAUGACCAUGAUCGUUCUCCAACGAAUCCAGUCGAUACUCGAAGUUUCUCAAAUCGCAAUGUCCGCCUCCCAGCAGGAGAAAAACGCUUUCUUCGACUUACAAUGCCUCCUCUGCGCAACUCUGACAUCUUUGCUGCGCAAAAUGACACCCGCUGACGCGUUGCAGGCUUCUGACCUCAUCAUGACAGCGCUCCUGCAAAUGUUCAAGACCACCGUUGGCGCCAAGGAGAGCGGCGUGCAGGAGGAUGCUCUGAUGGCCGUGUCCACGCUCAUCGAAGUCCUGGGCGGAGGAUUCCUCAAGUAUAUGGAAUCGUUCAGACCAUUCCUCGUUUUGGGUUUGCAAAAUCACCAAGAAACUCAAGUUUGCCUGGCAGCUGUCGGCGUGUGCGCUGAUCUGUGCAGAUCGAUGGGCAUGGACAUGCUUCCGUACUGCGACGAAAUCAUGACACUUCUCUUGGAAGCGUUGAACGAUCCCGCUCUAGGCCGGAACGUAAAGCCCCAGAUCCUCUCGGCAUUCGGUGAUAUCGCCCUGGCCAUCGGUCCAGGGAUCCAGAAAUACGCGGAGGUCAUGCUCACGACGCUCUCGACAGCGUCCACAGCGCAGGUCGACCGGACGGACUUCGAAAAUAUCGAGUACCUAAAUGAUCUUCGAAAUGGAUGUCUCGAUGCCUACACGGGAAUCCUCCAAGGUCUCAAGGGCGAAAACCCGAACUCCAGUGGUUUGCAUAUUCUCCAUCCGCACGUAGAAUUUAUGGUCCGCUUCAUCAUGUCCAUCGCGCAAGACAACGAGAAGAACGACUCGCUCAUUGGGACUGCCGCUGGACUCGUUUUCGAUCUGGUCACAACGUUCAGCACGGAUGUGCUUCCUCUAGUUGACAACGAAAUCAUCAGCGACUUGCUGACCGAGGGCCGUCGAUCCCGAGUUCCGAAAACGAAGAGCAUGGCUGUGUACGCGACGAAGGAAAUCCGAAGGGUCAAAAAUGUUAACUGUUAACCGUGAGAUGUGAGAGCUGAUGACAGAACCAUCGUCGGCCCGAUUUCCGAUAAGAGCGUUCUUCAGCGUCGGAUGUAGAAAUUGUUGCUUCUGUAGAUAAACAUCGCACGAACGAGGAACGAGGCCGGAAGGGAAGAGAGAAGUCCGAAUAGGACGACAUCCGAAAGCGAAUUUGAGUCAAGUUUGGAGACUCGCCGAGCCGCGCUAGAAAUUGGUCAAUUCCGCAGGCCUUGCUCAAAUUCUCUCGCAAGAUCUAACGGCGUUUCGGAGAAAACUACGAAGACAGCGUAAUUGGUUCAGAUUGAUUGAGUGAUCAAUUUAUUCAUUGAUGAAUGUACGUCCGACCGACUGUUUGGGUACUGGUGGAAAUAUGGGAGGGCGAGAGGGCAUUCAUUCGGAGGGAUGUUGGAUGCUUCAGUGAGAGAUUGGGGGCCGAAUGAAUGUGGGAGGACGCCCGAGCGGUCGAGUGUGUAUGUAAAAAACAAUGUAUUUAUUAUCAAUCCAAAACAAGGAAGACCGGAGGAUUGAGUGCGCUUUAGAAUAAGGAAGCACCCCUGAACGAUGAUAUCAGUUACGACCGUUGGAGGAAUGGCACCAGCGAGGACAAUUACGAGAAACGCGACGACAACAAGCGUCUCCGCUGCAGCACGAUAAAGAAACAACAACAACAACGGCUACUUCUUCAACGACCACUGAAUUAUUCUCGACAAUUAACUGUUGCUCGUUACAUUUGUUGCUCUGGCUGACAGCGUUCAGGUUCAAGCCAAACAAUGGAAUAAAUACAGAUGAAAAAA
This is a messenger RNA of Galendromus occidentalis (western predatory mite), 3450 nucleotides long. It is a transcript of the gene Fs(2)Ket, whose product is annotated as Importin subunit beta Fs(2)Ket. Gene Ontology annotation, biological process: protein import into nucleus. The transcript is spliced from 6 exons. The record is from RefSeq and is a predicted model, not a curated record. NCBI's taxonomy places the organism in Eukaryota, Metazoa, Arthropoda, Arachnida, Mesostigmata, Phytoseiidae. Bases 14 to 2656 code for a protein of 880 amino acids. Gene Ontology annotation, molecular function: small GTPase binding.